CAUGCGUAGACGCUGAUCCGUGCUGCUGGGUGCGCCAUGUUGGCUGGCUUACACUGGGAGUGGAGUUAGGCAAGCUGCUUGAAAAACCAAACCAGUUUCCAGACAUGAAUUGCUUCGAGGAUAGCGAGUAAACGUACGCGGUAGGAUAUAUUCGUGUCCUGCAGUGCCAAGUGUUUAUCUUGCCAAAUUACUCAGCCAUUUUCCCGUGCAGAGGUGUCUCGGUAAACUCGACUCUCAUGGAUCCCAGGACCGCUUGGAUCCAACCGGAGCAGAAGGGACCUGCCAAUUCCCUGUGGAUGCACAUUUGGGAAACCUCUCAGGGAUUUGGAGCAAACUCUAGCAUCGACAACCUCCUUCACUACCAUCGUAACUUAGCAGCGCACAAUGGCAACUCCACGGACACUCACGGUGACUACUGUAAAAACGUAGCAGCGCCAACAGGAGGUGUGUUUGGGAAACUAGCGAAGCGAGACGGCGGAGAGAGGGGAAGUGUCCGGAGGAAGGGCUCGUUGUCGCCGUCCUCCUCCUCUCUGGACUCGGAGGCCGAGAGCUCCUCUCCCUCCGGAUCCUCUCUGCACAUCGACAAUUUAAACGUCGCAGAGGAGGCCCACCGCUUUUUCCACUACGGCGAGCACGAGUUGAACGAGAACAAUCUCCGGCGGCAACACCCCCCUCCGCCUUUUCACGCUGUUCAGCAACACUGUCGCAGCAUGCAACAACCCUUCAGCCACACCCCCAGUGGGAUGAAAAAUCAGCACGGGAAUAAGCACCACCACCACCAGUCACACUCCUCCGGCCGCAGGAGGCAUCUGAACAGGGCCAACACUUUCCACGGCAUCAACCCCCUCUACUUCGGCAGUAAUGGACACUUUGUAGACUCUACCUGUAGUCUGUGGAAAACCAGGCGAUACAGCCCGGGAAUCAAUGGUCUUCAUGAGGAAAUUGUGGACUUUUUCAACUUCAUGUCACCGCGACCAGAGGAGGAGGCCAUGAGAAGAGAUGUCGUGUACAGAAUAGAAAGUGUCAUAAAGGACCUGUGGCCCACAGCUCGGGUGGAGAUAUUUGGCAGCUUCAGCACAGGACUUUAUCUUCCAACAAGUGACAUUGACCUGGUGGUGUUUGGAAAGUGGGACCACCCCCCUCUUCAGGAACUGGAACAAGCCCUGAAGAAACACAACGUGGCUGGCCCGUAUCCCAUCAAGGUCCUUGACAAAGCUACAGUGCCAAUUAUUAAACUCACUGACCAUGAGACAGAGGUGAAGGUGGACAUCAGCUUUAAUGUGGAGACUGCUGUGAAAGCAGCACAGUUCAUCAAAAGCUAUCUUAAGAAGUACACAGUUCUGCCUCCUCUGAUCUUCGUCCUGAAGCAGUUCCUUCUGCAGAGGGAUCUGAAUGAAGUGUUCACUGGAGGAAUCAGCUCAUACAGCCUAAUACUAAUGGCCAUCAGCUUUCUGCAGUUACACCCUCGGAUCGACACAAGACGCACCAACAUCAACCUGGGCAUCCUGCUCAUCGAGUUCUUCGAGCUGUACGGCCGUGAUUUCAACUACAUGAAGACUGGCAUCAGGGUGAAGAACGGAGGAGCUUACCUGUCCAAGGAGGAAAUGCUUAAAGCCAUGGGGAGUGGGAACAGACCCUCCAUGCUGUGUAUAGAAGAUCCAAUACAGCCAGGUAACGAUGUGGGCAGGAGCUCAUACGGUGUCCUGCAGGUGAAACAGGUGUUUGACUUUGCCUACAUGGUCCUGAGUCAUGGUGUGUCUCCUCUUGCACGCGCUUACCCCAACAAAGAGUAUGACAGUACCUUAGGCCGCAUCAUCAGAGUGAGCCCAGAGGUGUUGGCCUACAGGGACUGGACCAUCAAGAAGUGGGGACUGAGGCAGUACGCCAAGCUUGAGAAUCAGGAUGUGGAUACCUGUGGGCAGGACUUUUCCAGGCUGAUGCUGGUUUCUGUGGAGGAUCAGAGGGACACAUCCUCCCCCCUCAGUGCCGACUCCCCCUCACCUUCUCCAGUCUUCCUCCCUAGCCCUCAGCACCACUCAUCGUCGUCAUCUGCAUGCUCACUCUCCUCCUCCUCAGGGAGUGACAUAGAAUCUGAUUCUCCACCCAGCAGUAACACUGCUAUCCAGCUCCACCCUCUCACUCUGGCCUCAGUCCAAUCAGUAAUCCAGAUGACUGCUGACCUGAGGGCCACACAGCAGGCAGGCUUUAUCCACACUACGCCUCAGGUCCAGAUGCCGCUCCCAGAGAACCUGGCCAUCGCCUCACUCCCUGAUUGCCAAUUUUACCGCGAGAACCCGCCCUCCAUCAGCGGCGUGCACCGUCACGCGCCCCAACCUGCACAAGUCUCCCAGCACACCAACUCCCCAAGCCCUCUUCCCAGCCCCCUCCACCAACUUCACCAUCCUCAGGUUGGAGGACAGCAGAGCCACGCUUACACCACAAGAUCCAACUCCCACGGCUCCCUAGAGCCACACAAAACUGGCUUUAAGCACAACCAAGGUGGCCCCCGAGGUCAAAACCACUCUCAAGGUAACUUCAGUCCCCAGCGGCAGUUCGCUCAGCAGGGUCACAAUUCUGGGGCGGGUUUCAGGAACCAGCAGUACAACCAGAACACAUGGAGGCGCAGGAAGAGGGACGAUCCUCCUGUUCUCAACCAGAGCAGGUGAAUGAUGGACACUUGACAAGACUGGCAUUGAAUUUUGAGAAGCUGUGAAUGAGACUUAAGACGCCUGUUCUCCAAAGACACCCACUUCAUCUUGGAAUCCAGAAGUCGAUGACAGUUGUUGUGCAGGGUGUGGAAGUUGCAUUUCUGCGCUAGCUCUGUUCAGGAGAGGUUAGACUUUAAACAACCUAAAACUGCAUCACAUUCAGUCUGACUGAAUUUGGAAGCCUUUCCUCUACAUUUGAUGCAGACCAGCACAAACUCUGGCUUCAUGGAGGAAGAACCGAGUCCCCUAACUGGAUCUGUUCAGCAGCGUCCUCUUAAAGACUCUGGCUGGAUGCGUAAAGAAUAUCAACUUCAUACAUAAAAAACAUCUUGAAGUCAACAUGAUGUGCCAUAGCACUGAACUGGUUAAUCAAACCUGGUCUGUCUUGAAGAUUUGACCCUCCCUGGGCUGUUUCCAUCAGGUUUUAGGCUCAUGCAACUCCUUUCUGGCUACGCUCUUUGAUUCAGAGCUCUUACAGCUUGGACGAUCACCUACAAAUUGUACUCUGGACUGAAGCGAAGCACUACCUUUCUACCUAUGCAGCGCAACGCUGACUCCAUGUUUUCGGUGUGAUGGCACAAAACGGACCUUGUCUCAAGUGCUUAAACUGUGAUGACUUGUUUGAAUGUACCCAGUGUUACUUUUUGUGUGUUGGUCAUUUUCUUUUGUUCUCUUGUUUUUGUCACUGAGGGAUAUUUUUUCUUGUUCACAUUGGCACUACUUUGUUUUCAUAAACAUUACCACCUUAUUUUAUGUUUGUUGCGUUCAUGUGCAAUAAUGACUUGCUUUUAUUUAAUUUAUUUCACAUUUUUAGGUUUAUUUUAGGGGUUCUCCCUAGGAUAAGUUUGCUUUUUUUAAUUUCUAGACUACAUUGAUCAGUGCAAUAGAUGGAUUUAAGGGCCUUUGAAGGAAUGUGUUUGUGUGUACAGCUUUCCAGCAGAAAAGGGCGCUGUGGUAUUGCAACAUGAGAAAUGUGCCAAAAAUCCUAUGAUGCCAACAUUUUUCUCAUGCUUAAUUUACCAUUGCAAUAUGAUCACUUGAAUUUUUGCCAACUGCCUGUCCAAAUGUUUUUCCACCUUGUUCUCCUUUCAAAACAGUGUUAUUUUCAGUAGUUAUAGGGUGUAGUUUCUCCUGUCAGACACGGAGGAAUGCAUCUUUAAGCCGUUUUUUAGUCCACAUCAUUUCAAUAAUAGUUGGUGCUACUUAUUACCAGCAAAGUGCUUGUGUUUUUGCCUUAUCUCCUUUGGAUUCUGUUGAAGCAACAGGUUUAACUGCCUUCUUAAAUGACCAAAUUUGCCCUUCUUCCUAUACGUAGCCAGCUUUGUGUAUUUGUUUCUGUGAGCACUGCCAGGUUUUACUUGGCUUUUAUUUUCUACAAGCAGCUUCUAGGUGAAUGCUCCAGGAGUAGGCUCCUACUGCAGUAAACGAAUGUCAGCAUGUCACAUCUAUUUUUUUUUUUUCUUAAGUUAAAGUGAGAGUUAUAAACCGGUUGUACAAGAGAUUUUCAUUUCCUCUAUUUAAAGACAAGACAAGGUUUUGAAGCUGAAUUUACACAGCAAUCCAUAACAGAGCGUGGAAUGUAAAUGAGUUUUGGUAGAGCCAUGAACAAAACCAAAAUUUCAUGAAGUCCUACAUUUCAGAAGUCUGUCAGUAUUAGACUCCCUUGCAAACCAGACUGAUGAUAACAUGAUGUUGUUACAGGGCUAUCCCUUGUGUUUGCAGUGCGGCUUUAAGCCGUCCAGAGGAUAAUCGUUGGGUUGUUGCAUCAUAUUGACACAAACCAAACCCCAUGCUCAUGUACGUCAUUAAGGAUGGGUUAUGUGUAAAUGACUGACAUAUAGAUGUAUACCUUGUUUUUUUAUGUAAGUUUUUCUAUUUUUUUAAUAAACAUUUUAAAACCUCA
Messenger RNA from Cheilinus undulatus (humphead wrasse), 4611 nucleotides. Its product is annotated as terminal nucleotidyltransferase 4A-like. Gene Ontology annotation, biological process: RNA 3'-end processing. The coding region runs from base 237 to 2666 and encodes 809 amino acids. Lineage: Eukaryota; Metazoa; Chordata; Actinopteri; Labriformes; Labridae. The transcript is spliced from 12 exons. Gene Ontology annotation, cellular component: nucleolus; TRAMP complex. The record is from RefSeq and is a predicted model, not a curated record. Gene Ontology annotation, molecular function: poly(A) RNA polymerase activity; mRNA binding.